GCAGGGAGCAGAGUCUGCAGCCCGCCAUCUCCCUCAGCAUCUACACACCAUUCACUGAGGACACGCCCUCCGUGGGCCAGCGCCUGCUCAACUCUGUGCUCAACACCCUCAUCAUGAUCAGCGUCAUCGUGGCCAUGACCAUCUUCCUGGUCGUGCUCUACAAGUACCGCUGCUACAAGUUCAUCCACGGCUGGUUGAUCAUGUCCUCCCUGAUGCUGCUAUUUCUCUUUACCUAUAUCUACCUCGGGGAAGUGCUCAAGACCUAUAAUGUGGCCAUGGACUACCCCACCCUGUUCCUGACCGUCUGGAACUUCGGGGCAGUGGGCAUGGUGUGCAUCCAUUGGAAAGGCCCCUUGGUGCUGCAGCAGGCCUAUCUCAUCAUGAUCAGUGCGCUCAUGGCCUUGGUAUUCAUCAAGUACCUCCCGGAGUGGUCCGCGUGGGUCAUUCUGGGUGCCAUCUCUGUCUACGAUCUCGUGGCUGUGCUGUGCCCCAAAGGGCCACUGAGGAUGCUGGUGGAGACUGCCCAGGAGAGAAACGAGCCCAUAUUUCCCGCCCUGAUAUACUCCUCUGCCAUGGUGUGGACGGUGGGCAUGGCCAAGCUGGACCCCUCCUCCCAGGGAGCCCUUCAGCUGCCCUAUGACCCCGAGAUGGAAGAAGACUCCUAUGACAGUUUUGGGGAGCCCUCAUACCCAGAAGUCUUUGAGCCCCCCCUGCCUGGUUCCCCAGGCGGGGAGCUGGAGGAAGAGGAGGAAACACCAAUUUUACCCGAAUUGUCAGAAAUGCCAGCUUUUCACAGCCCAGAUGGCAGAUGGCCUAGCCCAACGGCCCACUCUUCCCACUGGCUGCUGGUUUUCCGAGGCAGCCAGUCCUUGCCCUGGAGGCCAGGGGGCGUGAAGCUUGGCCUGGGGGACUUCAUCUUCUACAGUGUGCUGGUGGGCAAGGCGGCAGCCACCGGCAGCGGGGACUGGAACACCACUCUGGCAUGCUUCGUGGCCAUCCUCAUUAAGGCGCUGCCCGCUCUUCCCAUCUCCAUCACGUUUGGGCUCAUCUUCUACUUCUCCACGGACAACCUGGUGCGUCCGUUCAUGGACACCUUGGCCUCUCAUCAGCUCUACAUCUGACGGGGGUCGGGCACGGGGCUGGCAGCCGUGGGAAGUCGUCAUGGGUGCCCUCGUAUAGUUCUACGCUCUAGUGCCAUAUAUUUUUAAGACAUUUCUUUCCUUAAAAAAAAAAGUGUCCUGUUUACUUGGCGAAGAGGAAGAACCAGCUUUUUGGUGCCAGUGGUUUUGUCACCUGACCACGGCUCACUGGCCAGAAGCGCCGGCGUUCAGUCUGGAGGAGCCCGGGACGGCUAUGCCACGUGGGGAGGACGUGGAGAAGUCGCCCAGCCCCACACCGCAGCCUGGGAUGCUCCGAGGGCCAAGGCGAAGGAAGGGACCAGGAGUUCAUGCUCGGGAUGGCACCUAGCACCUGCCCACUCCUGCGGGAGAAGAAAGCUGGUUUGCCCUGCGUGGAAUGUCCCCAACGCUUUGUCUAUGAUGUCAUCAUUAUUUUACUACCUUUAGAAAUUGAGUCCUAUUCUUGUUAGGCAGUUACUGUUGGGAAGUGGCUUAAUAUCAAUAAAUAGAUGAAUCCUCUUGGAA
This is a messenger RNA of Leptonychotes weddellii (Weddell seal), 1643 nucleotides long. The record is from RefSeq and is a predicted model, not a curated record. Lineage: Eukaryota; Metazoa; Chordata; Mammalia; Carnivora; Phocidae.